AGCUGGGGUCAGUAGUCAUCCUAUGGCACCGGAGAAGGGGUCGGGGCCAGGUGGUGCGGCGCCUGAGGGCACUGAGAAGAUCUUGGACGCCCUGUUGCAGACUCUCUACGAUGUGGGAGAGAAAGAUGAAACAGAACAGAAGAAAAUCAGAAAAAAGAGAGAAAACAGGAAGACAGAUGGGGUUGCAGUAGCUGUAGCAGCAGAGAGAACCCUGCCUGGUUCUUUCACAAAAAACCAGAAGAAGAGUGCUUCCAGCUUUUUCAGGGAACUCAGAGAAGAGUUGAACUGUGCUCCUGAGGUCACUUCACACAAUCCACCUUCAGGAGCAAAGGUCCUUGCUGCUAUAGGAUCAUCUUCUUCCCUGCAAAACAACAGGGAGCAAGUGGAAGUGAUAGAAUUUCACGGCAGAAAUAAAAAAAGAAAACUGAAGCCAGAUCAAGAUGAGUGCGUAAAGACUAAAACUAAUGUCCAUGAGAAAGAUUCAGAUAUUCAAGAAUUUAACCUAGAAAAGGCUCGAUUGGAAGUGCACCGGUUUGGGAUUACAGGCUACGGGAAAGGAAAGGAAAGAGUCCUGGAAAGGGAACGCGCCAUCAUGCUCGGUGCCAAGCCUCCCAGAAAUACUUACAUGAAUUACAAGGUUUUGCAGGACCAAAUUAAAGCAAAACAGGCAGCAAAGGAGGAAGAGAAGAGAGUGGCCCAGGAUGCAGAUAUUUUCAAGAGAAAGAAGAGGAGAGGACAGGAAGAUAGGAAAUCCAAAAAGAAGAAGACGGCUCCCAGUAUUUUAUCAAGUGGACAGGUUGGACAGGUUGGAAAAUUCAAAAAUGGAACAUUGAUUCUGAGUCCAUUUGAUAUCAAAAAAAUAAAUUCUUCCAGAGUGUCUAAAUAAAGCACUUUAUCAGAUAAAGAAGAAUGAGAGCUGGGGAGACAGCUCAGCGGCACAAGCGCCUGCCUGGCAAGCGCAAGGGCCUGAGUUUGAUUCCCGGUACCAAAAAAAAAGAAUGAGAACAAGUGACCAUAUGACCCUGGACCUGGCCAGACUUCCAGACUCUCACGUGCUACACACUGCCUCUUCGUUUGGGGAAGCCCGAGUAGAGCCUUUGUAGGUUCUGAUGUAUCAGUCACAGAGCUGCAGGGCCGAGUGAGCAGGCCUCACUUCCAAUUCUUGUAUACUGGUGCCAGGCAAGUUCGCUUGUAAUACCAUUUUUCAUACUUUCACUGUCUUAUAAAUGCUAGUAAUUAACAUUAUGUUGCCUUUUAAUAUUUGUAAUGAUAUUAUUGAAUCAUGAAGGAACUAAGAAUGUGAUUUGUUUGCAAAAGGAGUUUUAAUUUUCAGCCUAUUUGUGUAAAAUGUACUUUUUCUGAAUUUGUAUAAAUAAAUACAGCUUUUAUAGUA
Molecule: messenger RNA, 1393 nt
Organism: Chinchilla lanigera (long-tailed chinchilla)
Lineage: Eukaryota; Metazoa; Chordata; Mammalia; Rodentia; Chinchillidae
Gene: Fsaf1
Product: chromosome unknown open reading frame, human C1orf131
Exons: 7
Coding region: 23-886 (287 amino acids)
Source: RefSeq, a predicted model, not a curated record